Trifolium pratense (red clover) is the source of this 2697-nucleotide messenger RNA. RefSeq lists its product as uncharacterized. The transcript has 5 exons. The record is from RefSeq and is a predicted model, not a curated record. Gene Ontology annotation, molecular function: zinc ion binding; nucleic acid binding. Lineage: Eukaryota; Viridiplantae; Streptophyta; Magnoliopsida; Fabales; Fabaceae. The coding region runs from base 1 to 2697 and encodes 898 amino acids.
AUGAACAAGGAAGGAGGAACAGUUUCCAGACCGCCCCUACUGAUAGGGCCUGAGAACUAUGACUAUUGGAAAGCUCGGAUGAUGGCUUUCUUAAAAUCCAUUGACAGCAGAACAUGGAAAGCUAUUGAAAAUGGCUGGGAGGCUCCAGUUGUUCUUGACAAAGAAGGGAACAAGACAACUGAGGUUAAGGCUGUAAAGGACUACUCAAAGGAUGAGGAUGAACUAGCUCUUGGUAACUCAAAAGCUCUAAAUGCCAUCUUCAAUGGAGUGGACAUCAAUAUGUUCAGACUUGUCAAACGAUGCACUGUAGCAAAGAAUGCAUGGGAAAUACUAAGGAAAGCACAUGAAGGAACAAGCAAGGAAGAAGAGACCAUUCAUGAUUUUCACAUGAAUAUUCUAGAAUUUGCAAACUCAUUUGAUGCGUUAGGAGAACCCAUAUCUGAUGAGAAGCUUGUAAGCAAAAUUCUCAGAUAUUUUCCUAAGAGGUUUGACAUGAAGGUAACAGCAAUAGAAGAGUCUCAGGACCUAGCAACUAUCCAAGUAGAUGAGCUAAUAGGAUCUCUUCAAACCUAUGAGCUAGGCAUGAAUCAAAGAAAAGAAAAGAAAAAUAAAAGUUUAGCUUUUGCCUCCAACACUGGAGAAGAUGAAGAAUCAGAUCUGGAGAGUGAUGAAAGUUUGUCAGAAGCAAUGGUCUUGCUAGGAAGACAAUUCAACACAAUCAUGAAAAGAAUGGACAAAAAGUCUAAGUUCAAUGUGCCAAGCAUCAAGCUCGACAUCAACAAACAGACCAAUGAUCAAAGAAGGGCUAGAAGUGAUGAGAAAACCAGUCAGUCAGAAGCGGUCCAGUGUCAUGAAUGUGAAGGAUAUGGACACAUCAAAGCUGAAUGUCCUACCUUUCUGAAGAGACAAAGGAAAAGUCUGGCUAUCACUUGGUCAGAUGAGGAUGACUCAAAGGAGGAAACUGAAAGUGGAUCUGCAAAACAUGUCAAUGUGUUGACAGGUGUGUGUGAAUCUGAUGCUGAAUCAUGUGAUGGAACAUCCUAUGAGGAACUACUUACUACCUAUAAGGAUCUGUUCAUCAGAAGCAAUGAAGCUGAGAAGAAUGAAUGUCUGGUAGCAAUUGAUACUCUCAACAAAGAAAUUGAAAAACUGAAUGGUGACUUGGAGCAUGCUAGAAAACAAGUCAGAGUUUAUGGGUCAGGAGAAGAAAAAUUUCAAGCCAUGUUGUUGAAACAAAGUGCAGGAAAGAAACCUAUUGGUUUUUACUAUGAGAUUGUUGAUCAACAAAUGAGAUACAACAAAGCUACAAUUACUACUCCCAUUAAUAAAACAUUUCCUGUCAGUGUUGGUCUUUUACCACCACAUCCUCCCACACAUCAGGGAACUGAUACUUGGUUAAAACCCAAACCUAAGCACCGUGUCCAGACUGGAUCAAUGUCUCAACAUCCUCCUCCACAUCGGUAUAACUGGACUGGAUCAAUGCCUCAACAUCCUCCUCCACAUCGGUAUAACUGGUCAAGACCUAAAUCCAGGAAAAGAAACUGGAGAUGUCAUUAUUGUGGUAGGAAAGGGCACAUAAGGCCUUACUGCUAUAAAUUGUAUGGCUAUCCAAAGAAUUCCCGGUCACUUGCACCUAUGCCUGAAAAUGUGAAGACCAAGAAAGAGUGGAAGGAAAAGGAAAAUGAUGGAGAGAUAAAAGGAAUUGGGAAUCUAAUUGACAAUGGAUUACCAAACUUAGAUAAUGUUCUACUGGUAAAAGGACUUACAGCUAAUUUGAUUAGCAUUAGUCAGUUGUGUGAUCAAGGCAUGAAAGUGAACUUUACUCAAUCAGAAUGCCUUGUUACAAAUAAAGAAGGAAGACUCAUGAUGAAGGGAGUAAGGUCAAAAGAUAACUGCUACUUGUGGGUAUCUGAAGAAGAAAAUUACUUGUCCACAUGUCUCUUAAGCAAAGAAGAAGAAGUUAAACUAUGGCAUCAAAAACUGGGUCAUCUACAUCUAAGAGGAAUGAAGAAGGCUAUAGCAAAAGAACCAAUCAGAGGACUUCCUAAGCUCAAGAUAGAAGAAGGAACAAUAUGUGGAGAAUGUCAGAUAGGGAAGCAAACCAAGGUGGCGCACCCGAGGCUCCAACAUCAGACCACCACCAGAACACUUGAACUACUACACAUGGACCUAAUGGGACCUAUGCAGACUGAAAGUCUUGAUGGUAAAAGAGAAAAAGAGGUUGUUAUUGUAAGAAUAAGAAGUGAUCAUGGCAAAGAAUUUGAGAAUGGAAAAUUCUUUGAUUCAUGUGCAUCAGAAGGCAUCUUUCUUGGAUACUUCACAAACAGCAGAGCUUACAGAGUUUAUAACUCUAGAACUAAAGUUACCGUGGAAUCAAUCAAUGUGGUAGUUGAUGAUGCACCAUCAACCAAAACAGCAGACGUGGAAGAAAAUGUUGAAUCAUCCAUUCAACAGUCAGAUGAUAUUGUAUGUGAAGAAGUUUCAGGUUCUAACAAUGAAUCUACUGAUCCUAAAUCAGAACCUGCCCGUGUCAACAAAGUCCCAUUUAUCAGGGAUUCAGUUGAAGAAAAUAUUGUGAAGUUUGAGCAUGUUGCUAUUGAAGAACAGGUGGCUGACAUAUUCAGUAAAACAUUAGAUGUUGUUCAGUUUGAAAGGCUAAGGGGCAAAUUAGGAAUUUGCCUGCAUAAGGAGUUGUAG